This is a messenger RNA of Ochotona curzoniae (black-lipped pika), 1476 nucleotides long. Its product is annotated as butyrophilin subfamily 1 member A1-like. Bases 1 to 1476 code for a protein of 491 amino acids. Gene Ontology annotation, biological process: regulation of cytokine production; T cell receptor signaling pathway. NCBI's taxonomy places the organism in Eukaryota, Metazoa, Chordata, Mammalia, Lagomorpha, Ochotonidae. Gene Ontology annotation, cellular component: external side of plasma membrane. The transcript is spliced from 8 exons. The record is from RefSeq and is a predicted model, not a curated record. Gene Ontology annotation, molecular function: signaling receptor binding.
AUGGAAUGUGGCAGUCGCCCCUCUCUGCUCUUCAGUUUCCCCUCCCUGCUUCUCCUGGUGCAGCUGCCCACGUGGGGCUCUGCAGAUGUGUUCCAGGUGAUUGGCCCCACUGACCCCAUAGUGGCAGUGUUGGGUGGUGAUGCCAUUCUGCCCUGCUCCCUGUGGCCACCCAUGAAUGCAGAAGACAUGGAGCUGCGGUGGUUCCGGUCUAAGUUCUUAGAAGCAGUGCUCGUCUAUCAGAACGGCCAGGAGCUGGAUGAGGAGCAGCUGCCCCAGUAUGCAGGGCGGACCUUGCUGGUGAGGGGACAUCUUUCCCAAGGCAAGGCUGCUGUGCACAUCCAGAACAUACAGGUUUCAGACAAUGGCAAGUAUACUUGCCUCUUCAAGCAAGGAAUACUAUCUGAUGAAGCCAUUUUAGAACUGCAGGUGGCAGGCCUGGGCUCUGCCCCACAAGUACACAUUGAGGGGCCAGAGAAGGAUGGAGUCCGUGUGGUGUGCAAGGCCUCAGGGUGGUUCCCGAAGCCCCAGGUGCAGUGGAGAGACGUCCGUGGAGAGAAGUUCCUGGAGUUCUCCGAGGCCAACACCCAAGAUGCAGCAGGUUUGUUCAGCGUGGAGUCUGCUCUGGUGGUGAGAGACAACUCUGCAGGGGAUGUGACCUGCUCCAUCCUCAAUCCCAUCCUGGGCCAGGAGAAGGUCAUGGCCAUUCCCAUCCCAGGUGUGGUUGUUCUGGAGUCAGAGCUGUGUCGGAGGAAGGCAGCAUUCCGGGCUGGCUGGAGGAAGGCGCAGCUGUAUGCUGAUUGGCGGAAAGAAGAGUUCCAGGCCUGGUCUGUCACUCUGGAUCCAGCCUCUGCCGAUGCUGACCUUGCCAUUUCUCCUGAAAGCACCACUGUGACCUGGAAUGACAAAAAUUUGGGCUUUUGGGAUCAUUCCAGUGUGUUGGGCCUUGAGGGUAUCACAUCAGGAAGAUGUUACUGGGAGGUGGAGAUCAAGGAUGACUGGAGAAGUCAGUGGGCUCUGGGGGUCUGUCAGAAGCAUGUGGAAAGGUCAGUCUUAAUCAGAGAAUCAUCAGAGAAGGGAUUUUGGGUUUUGGAGUGUGCUUACCAUGAAUAUUAUGCUUGUCCUGACAAAUCAAGUCCUCUAUUCCUUAGGCAGUAUCCCCGCAGUGUUGGGAUCUUCCUGGACUACAGUGAGGGUGAUGUCUCCUUCUAUAACAUGACAGAUGGGUCCCACAUGUUCUCCUUCCCCACAGCUGUGUUCUCUGGACCCCUCCACCCAUACUUCAGGCUUAAUACAGGAGAUGUGACCCUGAGUAUCUGCUCCCCAGUGGGUGGGUCUGAGGGACUUCCUGCGGCCCUGAGCAAUUCUCCUUCUUUAGAGCAGUCUGGGAGGUCCCGAGGGGAGGGGCUGAGCUCAGGCUCUGGUGCUGAGGUUGCUCUCCCAGGGGCUGAGUCUCCAUUACUUUCCUACCCCUCAUAG